Messenger RNA from Exophiala bonariae, 4353 nucleotides. RefSeq lists its product as uncharacterized. Lineage: Eukaryota; Fungi; Ascomycota; Eurotiomycetes; Chaetothyriales; Herpotrichiellaceae. Gene Ontology annotation, cellular component: alpha DNA polymerase:primase complex. The transcript is spliced from 3 exons. The record is from RefSeq and is a predicted model, not a curated record. Bases 1 to 4353 code for a protein of 1450 amino acids. Gene Ontology annotation, molecular function: nucleotide binding; single-stranded DNA binding; DNA-directed DNA polymerase activity. Gene Ontology annotation, biological process: mitotic DNA replication initiation; DNA replication; lagging strand elongation.
AUGUCGCAUCGGUCGGCACUUGCCCAACUUCGGGCCCAACGUGCAUCUGGUAAGACUCGUCUGGAGACCUACCAGGUGGAAGAUCUAGGUGCCAUCUACGAUGAAGUUGACGAGGAUGGCUACAAAAAGGUCGUGCGGAGUCGUCUUGAUAAAGAUGACUUCGUUGUCGACGAUAAUGGGGAAGGUUAUGCCGACGAUGGACGCGAGGAGUGGCAAAACGAACGAGUCAACUACAGCAGCGACGAAGCCGAGGACCUCGCACCUCGUUCAAAGGCUGCAAAACGCAAGCGUGAGGAGGAUCGUGAAAAAGAAGACAAGUCCAACCACAAGAUUCUAAACUACUUCAACAACGGCCCCGUGGCUGCACCAAAGCCAAAGAUCCAAACUACAGCCGAAGAUGAGGCUUUCAUGGCCGAUUUGCUAGGCGAGGUAGACGCAAAUGUCCUUCCAGCUCGUACUUUCGCCAGAAAAUCCAUCAAGUCGGACUCCCGCCGCAAAGUCCGAAUCCUCUCCCCGCCUCCAACUCGAGAACAACCUCGUCAGAAAUUCCAACCAGACCUGGUCGAUACGCCCCCCUCUCAAGCAGCAUUCGAUGAGGAUGAUGGUCUGCCAGCAGUUGGUGAGGACGACAACAUCAUGAGUGACCCUCUGCCAUCGUCUCCCGUUGUGAAAGCAAUUGAGCGGAAAGCAAAGACUUUGAUCAAGGAGGAAGAAGACGACGAUGAAGACAUGAUGGCUGUGGCUCAGGCUGUCGCACAUGAAGGCUCAGCAUCUAUGAGUGUGAACAUGAAGGCCAGCAAACCGCCGCCCAGAAUCAAGAUGGCCAGCCUACCCACACCUGUGAACUCUUCUCCACCACUGCCUGCGGUUUCCGAAGUUGAUGCUACAGCCUGGAACAACAUCACAAAUAAGCUUAACAUCCAGAGCAGUCCAGUAUCGGAAUCAUACGUCUUUGGCAAGAUGAAACCUCAAGAUGCCGUGGAAGAAGAUGGAAGCCUACGAAUGUUCUGGCUCGACUACACUGAAAUCAAUGGCAGUCUUUGUCUGUUUGGAAAAGUAAAGCACAAAUCGACAGGCCAGUAUGUCAGUGCUUUUGUCAAGAUUGACAAUAUCCUUCGGAAGCUAUUUUUCUUGCCUCGAAAACACAAAUACUCCAAUGGACGCCAGACAUCCGAAGACGUUGGAAUGGAAGACGUCUUCGAAGAAGUUGACACGCUUAUGUCCAAGAUGAAGAUCAACACAAGAAAAGUAAAGCCGUGUACCAGAAGAUACGCUUUCGAGUUACCAGAUGUUCCGAAAGAAUCAGAAUACCUGAAGCUUUUGUAUCCCUAUGACAAAACCACAUUACCCAUGGAUCUCCAAGGCGAAACCUUUUCCCGAGUUUUUGGCACCAACACAGCAUUAUUCGAACAAUUCGUCCUAUGGAAAAACAUCAUGGGACCUUGCUGGUUGAACAUCGAAGAUGCCGAUUUUGCGGCAGUCAACAAUGCCUCAUGGUGCAAGCUUGAAUGUGCGGUAGCAAAGCCCUCAAAUAUUACAGUCCUCAACAGUUCUGACACACUCGAAACUCCUCGACUCACGCUGAUGUCUCUAUCGUUCCGGACGCAACUCAAUGUCAAAGAGAAUAAGCAGGAGAUUUUGGUUGCGAGUGCACGAGUAUACGAGAAUGUCUCCCUCACAGAUACAACCUCGCCAGAAAAGAUGCCUUCAAGAACUUUUACUGUGAUGCGACCCUCUGGGACUUCUUACCCCUUGGGAUUUGAGGCUGAGACUAAAAAACAGAAAGGAACCUUUUUCCUGGAAAAAGGUGAACAAUUCUUGCUCAGCAGAUUUCUUGCCCUCUUCGAAAAGGUCGAUCCAGAUUGUCUGAUGGGCCAUCAACUUCAAGAAGUCGACUAUAGCAUUCUUCUUAGUCGUCUUAAAGAGAAGAAGACGCCUGGCUGGCAUCGAAUAGGAAGGAUGAAGCGUGGUGAAUGGCCAAAAACAUUUGGCAAGGGUGGUUCCUCCUUCUUCGCCGAACGCCAGCUUCUGGCAGGACGCUUAAUGUGCGAUCUUGCCAACGACAUGGGAAAGUCACUCAUGACAAAAUGUCAGCAAUGGAGCUUGACAGAAAUGUGUGAACUGUACCUUGGUCCCGACAACCCAAGACGAGACCUCGAUAACGAGGUUGCCCUGAAGACAUGGGCUACGACCCGCGAUGGCUUGAUGAAUUAUGUGAACCACUGUCACGCUGACACCUACUUCAUCGCUGCUCUCGCACUCAAGCUGCAGAUUCUACCACUCACCAAGGUGCUCACUGAACUGGCGGGUAAUUCAUGGGCACGUACUCUAAGUGGUACUCGUGCCGAACGAAACGAAUACAUUUUGCUACACGAGUUCCAUCGCAACAAGUAUAUCUGCCCUGACAAAGAAUAUGGCAAAGGGCGAGCUAAAGUCAUCGACGAGAAUCAGGAUGGAGACGAUGGUGCCGAUACGAAGAAAAAGGACAAGUACAAGGGUGGGCUUGUCUUUGAACCUGAAAAGGGUCUCUACGACAAAUUCAUUCUAGUCAUGGACUUCAACAGUUUAUAUCCUAGCAUCAUCCAGGAGUAUAACAUCUGUUUCACGACCGUCAACCGAUCUGCCACCUCUGAAAACGAAAACGAGGAAAAGGUUCCGGAGGUGCCUGUGGACCAGGCACAAGGUAUCCUCCCAAAGCUCAUUUCCACACUUGUCAUGCGUCGUCGCGAAGUGAAGAAGUUGAUGAAAGAUAAGCGUGCCACAGCAGAGCAGAUGGCACUAUGGGAUACCAAACAAAUGGCUUUGAAACUUACAGCCAAUUCGAUGUAUGGAUGUCUGGGUUAUACUCAGUCGCGGUUCUACGCUCGACCUCUUGCUAUGCUUACCACCUACAAGGGCAGAGAGAUUCUAAGAAGCACAAAAGAACUUGCUGAGAGCAACCAAUUACAGGUCAUCUAUGGUGACACAGACUCGGUCAUGAUCAACACCAAUGCUGACAGUAUUGCCCAAGCAUUAGCUGUGGGAAAAGAGUUCAAAAAUUCGGUUAAUGAAAAAUACCGGCUGUUGGAGAUUGACAUUGAUAAUGUUUUCCGGCGACUGUUACUUCACGCCAAAAAGAAGUAUGCUGCUAUCAAUAUGGCUGAAGUCGAUGGCAAGUACGUUGAAAAGCUUGAAGUCAAAGGUCUCGACAUGAAGCGCAGAGAAUACUGUGCACUAUCCAAGGAAGCUUCGCAAAAGCUGUUGAACGAAAUACUGUCUGGUGAAGAUUCGGAAGUCGUCCUCGAGAAGAUCCAUGAAUACCUCCGAGAAUUAUCCACCAAAAUGAGAGAGAACAGCAUUCCGGUCCAAAAAUAUGUGAUCUACACCAAACUGGGCAAAAAUCCCACAGAGUAUCCCAACGGUGAUUCCAUGCCUCAGGUGCAAGUUGCACUCCGUGAAAUAUCUCGCGGCAAGCAUAUCCGAGUCAACGAUGUCAUGUCAUAUAUUGUUACCAUGGGAGACGAACAAACGAAGAGCCUGCCAGCACCCAAACGUUCGUACACGCCACAAGAUGUCACGAAGACAGACUCCAACUUGGUCCCCGAUUUCGAAUACUAUCUAUACAAGCAGAUAUUCCCGCCAAUCGAGCGUCUCUGUGCUCCUAUUCCCGGUACUGACUCUGUUCGACUGGCCGAAUGUCUGGGUCUGGAUGUGCGAAAGUACCAGAUCAAUACCAAUACUGGAGCCGAACGACAAAAUGCGGAAAUAUUCCCUCUCGAGACUCAGAUCCCUGAUAAUGUUCGAUUUCAGGAUGCUGCUCGACUGAACCUACGUUGUGUGCAUUGCAAGCAUGUAUCAUCCUUUGAAGGUGUCUGUGACUCCAUGGCCAUUACAACACCAGAUGGUAUCGUGUGCGGAAAUUCUGAAUGCCAGAAACCAUUCACCAACAUCUCGAUCGUUCUGCAGCUUGACGCCCAGGUCCGAGCACAGACCUGUGCUUAUUACGAAGGCUGGCUCGUGUGCGAUGACUCGUCAUGUGGCAACCGUACUCGGCAGAUGUCAGUAUAUGGUCACAGAUGCUUGGGGCCGAAUGGAAGAGCCGAGGGCUGCCUAGGACGGAUGUCGUAUGAAUAUUCGGAAAAGAAGCUGUACAAUCAGCUUUUGUAUUUCGCUACACUCUUUGAUACCGAGAAGGCGAAGAACAAGGCACGAUCAGAAAAGGAGUACACAGACGCUAAAGACCGAAUCGUGGUACUGGCAGAGACCAACAAGGAGAGGUUUGAGAGCAUCAAGGCUGUGGUUGAUGCUUACUUGAGAAAAUGCGGUCGUCAAUGGGUUGAGAUGGAUACGUUGUUCGGCUUUGCCCUCAAGUGA